This is a messenger RNA of Mugil cephalus (flathead mullet), 864 nucleotides long. RefSeq names its product glucagon b (gene gcgb). The coding region runs from base 108 to 479 and encodes 123 amino acids. Gene Ontology annotation, molecular function: hormone activity; glucagon receptor binding. NCBI's taxonomy places the organism in Eukaryota, Metazoa, Chordata, Actinopteri, Mugiliformes, Mugilidae. The transcript has 4 exons. The record is from RefSeq and is a predicted model, not a curated record. Gene Ontology annotation, cellular component: extracellular region. Gene Ontology annotation, biological process: response to starvation.
ACCACGGCAGAAGCCAGAGAAGAAGAAGAAGAAGAAGGGUACCAAUCAAGGCACUUUGCAGUCACUCUUUUGAACGUUCGACAGAAAGGAGGACAGAGACUGAAACAAUGAAAAGUGCUCACUCUUUAGCUGGACUCCUGCUCCUGAUCAUCAUCCAAAGCAGCUGGCAGGUGCCUGACCAAGACACAGACCACAACUCCAUGCUAUUGACUGAAAACUCGAUGCUCAACGAACCCACUGAGCUCUCAAACAUGAAGAGACAUUCGGAGGGAACGUUUUCCAACGACUACAGCAAAUACCUGGAGACGAGAAGAGCGCAAGACUUUGUCCAGUGGCUGAAGAACUCAAAAAGGAACGGGAGCCUGUUCAGACGCCAUGCAGACGGCACCUACACCAGUGACGUGAGCUCCUACCUGCAGGACCAGGCAGCCAAGGAGUUUGUGUCCUGGCUGAAGACCGGCCGAGGCAGGAGAGAAUAAACUCAACCAGAGCGCCCCUCCAGCUUUUCCCAUUCUCAAAAGUAAUGCAACUAUUCUCACUGACUCUGUGCCAUUAUAUGUUCCACAUUCUGUAGUAGACUUUUUUUUUUCUUGGUAAUGCUUAUUAAAUUAAAUUCCUUUCACAAGAAGCCCUGUUGGCCUUACGUGGUUGAAAGACAUGUUGUUUAAUUAGGUCACAAUAUGUUUGAAAUGCAUCUCCUUCAUCGAUGAUUGAUUCAUCUUCUCCUCGCAUUUCCAUCUUCCAACAACCUUUCACAAGUUUAUAAGAACGAGUUCAUCAAUUACAUCUGUAGAUAGUCUCAGUACCUUUUCGUAUUAUUCAGAAAAGUCAUAUUUAGUUUUCAAUAAAGAAAUGUGUACAAUC